GAAAAACAGUGUACAUCGACAGUAGGAUAAAGCUUGUCUUGUAUCGGGCUCACACAUCAGGCGGCUUAACGACAAGAGGCACCAGAAACCACUGAGAAGAUAGCAGAUAUGUUCACCAGAAGUGUUUACCCGGCUGUUCAGGCAGCCAGAUUUGCGGCCAGAGGUAACAGCACCCUCUCAAACACUGCUACAACCGUGAAAAUGGUCAGCUCAGUCAAAUCCGGCCAGAACCCAUCACAAACGAAGACAAACAACAUCAUUUCCGAAGCUCUGGGAUCACCUUCUACCGACUACAGCUCGAGCUUUUUCUCCAAACGUUCGUUUGCACCUCUUUCGAGCACCGAACCUGAUCCGUACGACUAUGCAACCAGAUUCAUACUUUCCGACAAGCUAGCAGGACGUUCAGUGUCGGUUGUCAACAGAGACUUGGACAGGGCUGUUUACCAAUUUGAUUCCCUGGUGAGAUCAAACAGAUUGAGGGAGGUUUCAUAUGAUCAGCGCUUCUACACAAAGCCAAACAAGAGACGUUUGGCAAAGAGAGUCGCCAAUCGUAAGAGAGUCUUUGAAUCUGGUAUCGCAAAAUUAUUCGAAGUCGUCAAAGAUGCAGUCAGAAAAGGUUACUGAUUCCUGCCAUCUUCUUGUAUAUAUAUAUAUAUGAAUUUAGAGUCUUAUAACUGAAACAGACAAAUAAAAAAAGAGGAUGUAUCAUCCAUCAUAAUAAA
This is a messenger RNA of Pichia membranifaciens NRRL Y-2026, 722 nucleotides long. RefSeq lists its product as hypothetical. The record is from RefSeq and is a predicted model, not a curated record. Lineage: Eukaryota; Fungi; Ascomycota; Pichiomycetes; Pichiales; Pichiaceae. The transcript has a single exon. The coding region runs from base 109 to 624 and encodes 171 amino acids.